CCUGAGGGCUGGUGGACAUGUUAAUCCCGUAUGAUUUUCCAGGUGAACGUUGUGUUUGCCAUGGAGGUGAAACAGGUGGAGGAUCGCACAGGAACCAUUUGUAUUAGUUCUGUAUUUAUGUGUCCCUGGGGAGCCCCCAAAACUGCAUCAAUAUCAUGUUCCCUCGCUGACGUAAUGAGUGAACAGCUGGCAAAAGAGCUGCAACUGGAAGAAGAAAAUGCUGCUUUUCCUGAAGUGGUUGCUGUUGCUGAAGGACCCUUUAUUACAGGAGAAAAUAUUGACACUUCUAGUGACCUAAUGCUAGCCCAGAUGCUGCAGAUGGAAUUUGACAGGGAAUAUGACGCGCAGCUUCGACGUGAAGAGAAGAAGUUCAAUGGAGAUAGCAAAGUUUCCAUAUCCUUUGAAAAUUAUCGGAAGGUGCAUCCCUUUGACAGUGACAGCUCGGAGGAUGAGGUUGAUUGGCAGGAUACCCGUCACGAUCCGUACAGGGCAGAUAAACCUACUACUACACCAAAAAAGGGCUUCAUAGGAAAGGGAAAGGACAUUACCACUAAACAUGAUGAAGUGGUCUGUGGAAGAAAGAACACUGCUCGUAUGGAAAAUUUUGCUCCUGGGUUCCAAGUUGGAGAUGGAAUUGGGAUGGACUUAAAGCUGUCAAAUCAAGUCUUCAAUGCCUUAAAGCAGCAUGCAUACUCAGAGGAACGUCGAAGUGCAAGGCUCCAUGAAAAGAAGGAGCACUCCACUGCUGAGAAAGCAGUGGAUCCUAAAACACGUUUACUUCUGUACAAGAUGGUCAAUGCUGGGAUGCUGGAGACCAUCACAGGCUGCAUCAGCACAGGGAAAGAAUCUGUCGUUUUUCAUGCAUAUGGAGGAAAAAGUGCAACUGAAGAUGAUAAAGUUAUACCUCCAGAAUGUGCCAUUAAAGUGUUUAAAACGACUCUUAAUGAAUUCAAGAACCGCGACAAAUACAUCAAGGAUGACUACAGAUUUAAAGACCGCUUCAGUAAAUUGAAUCCACGAAAGAUUAUUCGUAUGUGGGCUGAGAAAGAAAUGCAUAACUUAACAAGAAUGCAAAAUGCAGGAAUUCCUUGUCCUCAAGUGGUUAUCCUUAAGAAACACAUCUUGGUUAUGUCUUUCAUUGGCCAGGAUCAAGUCCCAGCUCCUAAACUAAAGGAUGUAAAACUUAAUAGUGAAGAUAUGAAAAAAGCCUACUAUCAGAUUCUUAAUAUGAUGCAACAGUUGUAUAAAGAGUGCAACCUGGUCCAUGCAGAUCUGAGUGAAUACAACAUGCUUUGGCAUGAUGGCAAGGUUUGGCUUAUUGAUGUCAGUCAGUCUGUGGAGCCCACGCAUCCUCAUGGACUUGAGUUUUUGUUCAGAGACUGUAGGAAUGUUUCACAGUUCUUCCAGAAAGGAGGUGUGGCAGAAGCGCUUAAUGAGCGUGAACUCUUCAAUGCUGUCUCAGGUUUAAAUAUUACAGCUGACAAUGAAGUAGACUUCCUAGAAGAGAUUGAAGCUUUGGAGAAGAUAAAUGAAGAUCAUGUGCAGAAUCAUGGAAAGAAAGUGUCCACAUUUUCAAGUGAUGGAGACCCACCUAUUUAUGAUGAAUAGCACUGGCUGUAUAGCUGCUUUUUUAAAAAAACAAACAAACACAAAACUACAAAAAAACAACACAGAUAUGCUGCUUCUGACUAUGUUAGUGCAGUGGUAAAUGUCAACUGCCGAUGUCAAGAGAGAGUGGUUGACUGGGAAUGCCAAAAUGGAAAACACAGUGAGCAUACGGUGAUGCCUCAGUGGUUUUUUUUUUUCCUUGUUUGAUUUUUGUUUUUAAUUUAGCCCACACGUCAGGCUGGCACUGCGGGAAUGGAAUGUCACUACUUUGGAUGGUCUGACAGCUUCACCAGUUGUCUGGUUACAUUAGGCUAAUGUAGCCGAGGUGGUCAUAUUUUGCGUGACUCAGAGCUUAUAUGUUAUACUUAAAAAAAAA
Messenger RNA from Oxyura jamaicensis (ruddy duck), 1984 nucleotides. It is a transcript of the gene RIOK3, whose product is annotated as RIO kinase 3. The transcript has 13 exons. The record is from RefSeq and is a predicted model, not a curated record. Lineage: Eukaryota; Metazoa; Chordata; Aves; Anseriformes; Anatidae. Gene Ontology annotation, biological process: maturation of SSU-rRNA; protein phosphorylation. Bases 31 to 1608 code for a protein of 525 amino acids. Gene Ontology annotation, cellular component: cytosol; preribosome, small subunit precursor. Gene Ontology annotation, molecular function: ATP binding; protein serine/threonine kinase activity.